GUGUGUGUGGUGGCAGUAGGCAGCAGUGGUUGCUGGCAGCAGUAUAGCUGCAGCAGGCGGUGAAGGAGGGUGGCACUCUAUGGUAGAGCUCAGAGUGCCGGUAUCUCUCUCCUACACCACUGGCAGUAUUCCCUCAGUGUGCACCGUCACUCCAGUCACCACUGGUUCUUCACUCAGUACAUCUACCAGUGAAAAACAACACUUUCGUUUUAAGUGAUUAAAAGUGUUUUAUUUUAAACUAUAAAAUGAUGAAAUCGUUUUCAUUACAUUUAAACUGAGAUGAAAAUGGUUUUAUUGAGUGUAUUUCGGAAGCUUAGUGGGAGUGGAAAAAUACGGAGCGUGUGAAAUUUGGUAGCGAGUGUUAGUGAGCGGAAAGUUACUGUGUAUUCCUCUUCCAGACGUACACACACCACUGGCUGUUUCCACUAUACACAUACAUGAUCUACAACUCUUUGUACACACCAGUGACUAUCUUCACCACACACACAUACAUGAUCUCCAACAUUCCGUACACAGCACUUGUCUACGUUAAGAGGCUGUGUUUAGCCUCUGGUGACUGUCCUUAAGGGCGUGGUGCACUCCAGUCUCCUUGUCACAGGAAGGUUGAAUGUACACCUCCUUGGGACGACAGUAACACGCGCUGGUGCACAAGUACUGUGCACGUGUGUGUGCAAAUCACCUUAUUACUGGUCAACACAUGACUUGCUGACUUCACCUCGGUUAACUAGCUGAGGUCAACCCCUGAACUUGGUACAACACGACCACCCUGGUCCUCGGGCACUCUUUCCACCACCUGUAGGUGGUAGUUACGAACGACCACCUGAGUUGUAGUGACCAGUUCACCUCACAAUCACCUGGCAACCUUAACAAGAUUCACUACGGUUAUUGAUCCGACCAACGUUACCUGGAGGUCAUUCCAGCCUUCCACUGACGUAUGUUGGAUGGCGCGCUGAGUGGCGCAGGAUGGUGCGGGCGUGGUUCCGGUGUUCACGAAGGCGUGUGUGGGGCUUGGUUGUGGCGCGUUUACCCGUGCUGGCGUGGCUCCCGAGGUACGACCCUCGUAAGGAGCUCUUCAGCGACUUCGUCAGCGGAGCAACCGUCGGUAUUGUGCAGAUCCCGCAAGGGAUGGCUUACGCACUGCUGGCCGGGCUGCCGCCCAUCACAGGUCUGUACAUGGCUUUCUUCCCAGUCCUUGUCUAUGUCAUCCUCGGAACAUCCCGCCACGUCUCAAUGGGCACAUUUGCAAUUGCUAGUUUAAUGAUGGCGAAGGUGGUAGGGGAGCUGUCUAGCGAGGACCCCGGAGGCAGUGUAUCUCCAACGCUCUCCAACACUACGUUGGAGAUCAUAGACAACGACACUACGUUUCUGUUCUCCACCAGCACCACCACCACUCAUGAUACCCAAGAUACCCAGUACACACCUCAGCAGAUUGGUGCUAUACUUGCCCUCGCUGUGGGUAUAUGGGAGGUGUCUCUGGCUGUGGUUCAGAUGGGAGAGCUGUACGGGAUGUUUCUCAACGACAUGCUCAUCUCUGGGUUCACCACGGGAGUUGCUGUACACGUCAUGACCUCACAGAUCAAGUAUCUCCUCGGUAUCUCCAUAACUCGCUAUAACGGGCCCUUCAAGAUUAUCUACACCUACAGGGAUGUAGUGGACCAGUUGACACUAGUGAACCCCGUGGUGAUGGUGGUGUCUCUGUCCAGCACGGUGGUGCUCGUGUUCACUAACGAGGUGAUCAAGCCUCGGGCCAGGAAGUACACGAAGCUCCCCAUACCCAUAGAGCUUCUGGCGGUGGUGGUGGGUACAGCAGUGUCUUACUUGAUCAACCUGGAGAACAACUACCACGUCAGAGUUCUGGGGGAUAUCCCUACAGGCCUGCCAGCGCCGUCCAUACCCCCGCUGGAGCUGCUACCCCGCGUGGCUGUGGAUGCCCUCAUUAUAGGCGUGGUUGGCUACACUACCACAUUGUCCAUGGCUAAGAUCUUCGCCAAGAGACAAGGAUACACCAUCGACGCCACGCAGGAACUCUAUGCUCAGGGCGUGAGCAACAUGUUCGGCUCUUUCUUCUCCUGCGGACCCAUGGCUGCCUCCCUCUCUCGCUCCCUCAUCCAGGAGGCUGUGGGCGGUGCAUCUCUCCUCACAGCAUUCAUCUCCUGUGCAUUCAUUGUCAUUGUUCUCCUCUUCAUCGGUCCAGCCUUCGAGACGCUGCCUAACUUGUUAAUGUUAUAUUGGUGUGUGGAGGCUGUGGAGUGGGUGGUGGUGGAGAUGAGUGGUGUCACCUACGUCGAUACCACAGGUGCCAAGCUACUGACUCGUCUACACAAGGAACUGGGUGACAGUGGUGUCAUCCUGUGUCUUGCUGCUGUGUCAGAGCGUGUACAGGAGCGCCUGGCGAGGUGUGGAGCACUGGAGGUCAUUAGUAAAGACUUAGUGUUCCACUCGACACAUGAUGCUCUCACCGUCAUUACGAAUUCACAGCUAAACCUUCCUUCCUUAAAUGCUGCGUGCCUCUAGCUUCUGUCCUAGGCCUAUCCAUUACACAGCUCUACCUCACAGAGCCGGAACAAAUCUUGGCUCUAGGCAUUCUCGCAGCCAUAGGCCUUCAAGAUUUAUGUAUAUAUAAAUAUUAUCGAGUCUAUGUGAGUAACAGAAUCACUUGCCAUCAACCUGCGUAGCAGCUAAACUAGGGUACCCAUACCCUCUGAAAGGAGGUGUAUUUGCUUCUUCCUGUGUACUCAGUUAUGCCCAGCCUUAAGAAUAAUGUAUCAAUAAAGAUGA
Molecule: messenger RNA, 2778 nt
Organism: Cherax quadricarinatus
Lineage: Eukaryota; Metazoa; Arthropoda; Malacostraca; Decapoda; Parastacidae
Source: RefSeq, a predicted model, not a curated record